Trachemys scripta elegans is the source of this 2698-nucleotide messenger RNA. It is a transcript of the gene REEP6, whose product is annotated as receptor accessory protein 6. The record is from RefSeq and is a predicted model, not a curated record. The coding region runs from base 65 to 631 and encodes 188 amino acids. The transcript has 5 exons. Lineage: Eukaryota; Metazoa; Chordata; Testudines; Emydidae.
AUAGAGAGCGAGCAGCCGCCGCUGGAGCCGGACCCGGACUGCGGCUCGCCCCGUCGCAGCAGCCAUGGGCUCCCUGCAGCAGCGCUUCCAGACCUUCCUCGACCAGCCCAACCUGCUCACCGACCUGCUGGGCUGGCUGGAGGCCAAGACCGGCGUCAAGCGCUACUAUCUGGCCACAGGUACCAUCGCUUUCCUGGGGUUCUACCUCAUGUUCGGAUAUGGCGCCUCGCUGCUGUGCAACCUCAUUGGCUUUGUCUACCCAGCCUACAUCUCCAUCAAAGCCAUUGAAAGCACCGACAAGGACGAUGAUACCAUGUGGCUCACGUACUGGGUGGUCUAUGGAGUCUUCAGUGUAGCAGAGUUUUUUUCCGACACCUUCCUCUACUGGUUCCCGUUUUACUAUGCUGGAAAGUGCCUGUUCCUGGUCUGGUGCAUGGCGCCUGUCUCCUGGAAUGGCUCCCGGGUGUUGUACCAAAACGUCAUCCGGCCCUUCUUUCUGAAGCACCACCGGGUAAUAGACAGUGUGAUCAGUGACCUGAGUGGCACGGCGCUCGACGCUGCUUCGACAGUCACCAGAGAAGCAUCCAAAGCAGCAGUGAACCUUAGUCUAGAAUCUGACAAGACCAAGUGAGGACGGAGCUCCAAGGGGCCGGCUGUUCUGAGUUUCCCACUGCAACUCCCUAAACCAAAGGCUUGAAGUAACCCACGGGCACCCGUCAAUAAGACGGUGAUCCCCUUCCCCGUCUGAAACCACACUGGCCAGUAGCGACAGCAAGCAACUGGCUCCAAGGUGUCUAAGAAGUACAGCUUCCCGAUCUCCCCAAACCUAAAGAGCUCCCGCAGAUCUAAAAUUGCAGCCAGGCACGUGCUGGGAGUCAGCACCUAGGCACCGUGGGACCUUCUGAUCUCAAAUAGACACACAAUUUGGUAGUUCCUGUUUUACAGGCAGCCUUUAUUCUGCAGGAAGGCUGUUGGCUCUGCACUAGAUAUCACGGGGGCUGCUGGUGUUUUUGUGAUGUAGAGCACAGAUUGGAGUGGGGAGGGGGAGACAGUCCACUGUAGCUAGCCUGAGCCCUGCCCUUCUAGUAUUUUUGUGGCCUGAGCUUAAGUGUUGAAUCAUGAUGCAGUAUAACUCCCUCAGUGGGUGGGGGGAUUCUGCACCAGUUACCACCGGCUAUAAAGCCUUCAAGCCCCCAUCCUGUUCCCCCACCCCUGGGCCCCUCAGUCCUCCUAACACAGGAUCCUUUGCAAUAAACCACAGCACGAAAGGGAGAAGGAAGUGGGUUCUGUAGCCACUGGCUCUUCAGCUGUCCAUCCCACGGGUUCUUUUCCUGGCUCUGGCUCGUUCAGUUUUCACUUCAGCAGGCUGGGGUCCAGCGUCCCACAGCAGGCAGCUCUUCACUUCCCCUCGCACACCCCAGCCUUGUGCUGCUUCUCUCUGAAGUCAGGGGCCAAGCUCCCCACUUUCAGUAGCCAUGGCGCUUCUAGGUAAACAGCCAAGCCAGGCGAGGUGCCGGUUUGCAAACAAUGCUGGCUGAAACAGAAGGAUGUUCAUACGAGGCGUCAGGGGGCGGGAGUUCCAGACUAUUCACUCUUCUGCAAUCACUAGCAAUAGCAACAACGCAGAAGUUGCUGCUCCGCUUUGGGAUCAUAAAACUAACCACAGCGUUGCCCUGUACGGGGCAGCGGAGGUGGGGAAUUAACAUGCACAUGAAGCUGAUGCCUCCAGGGAGAUCCUGCAAUCCACAGAAAUGUUCAUAAAUCUUUAAUCCAUUUGAAGGAGGAAAGCAGCAGUAAGCAUGACUUUUGAAACGCUGACUCAUGGUUUUUUUACCCCCCUGCUUGCCCUUCCCUACGAGCAGUUACCUGGCUGACCAAACGUCCACACCAGUUCAGAGUCUUCUCUCCACUCCUGCCCCAGCUGCCCGCAGCCUCUGCCCGAAUCCCAGCACUGAGUGAACUCCAGGAAGGGGUCCCGAGGGAGUUUUUGGACUUGCACAGACAACAGGAAUGCAAUAGGGGACAGGUGGCCUUUGUGGGAAGGGGGACGUUGGCACCAACCUGUGAGCAGCGCACGCUCCAUAGCCUGCAGCCCUGGAGCUGUGCUUGCGUCCUAGCAGGCUGCUUUGGCAGUCGUGUGUUCUGGCAGUCUGGUUAAGUGUUGGCUCUGCAGUUCACUUCCAGAACUGGACACGGCAGGAUCUUCCAGUGGGGUGUGUGCUGUGAGCAGGAUGCUUUCAGGGCAUGUUUGCUUUCCAGGGGUUUGGCAUCGGGCGUUUGCUAGCUUUGACCUCCUUCACUAAACCAACCAGCUGUAACUUAACUUGGACCAAAUCUUAAUCCUGUUUGAGUGUGGAAAAACCUGGUCUUCGUCUGCCACUCUACGCUUCAGGCGCUGAACUCUAGCGUGUCGGCGUUCUGCUUCCAAUUCGCCAUCUCCCUCCUCUUUCAAAAAUAAAAUGUUAAUUUAUCUAAUUUACUUAAUCCGAUCCUGGCAGGGGGCAAUGUCAACAAGCUGUGAAUUCUGCAGGGAGCGACUGGCUUCCAUUUGUCCUCCAUGGUGACUCCAUCAAGUUACAGCAGUUCAUGUACUGGUUGCAUUUUUAUUUAAAAAAAAAUAAUAAUAAAUAGUUGCUCAUAACAUGAUUUUUCCCCCUCUCAUUUGUAUCCAUUUAUUUUGUAUGAAACAGAAUAAAUG